Messenger RNA from Adineta steineri, 411 nucleotides. The record is from the annotation of a GenBank genome assembly. NCBI's taxonomy places the organism in Eukaryota, Metazoa, Rotifera, Eurotatoria, Adinetida, Adinetidae.
AUGUCGAUACGUUUAUAUUGUCUUAUUGUCAUUGCUGUUUCUUUCAUUCCAAUUGAAGGUAAACCUGUCGUCGAUCCAAAAUUAACUCAACGUAUCAAUCGUUUACUUAAUAUAACUGAAGCUGAAAAAAAAUUUAAUACUGUAUUAGAAGCAUAUAUUACAAGUGAUGCAACUUUUGCAAGUUAUAAAUCGGAAAUCUUAAAAUUAAUCAAUAAUCUUUAUACAUUAGUUGAUAUAAAUGGUUUAAUUGAAUUUUAUUCAUCUCCAUUAGGAAAAAAAUUAAUUGUAAAAGAAGGUCAAGCUGACGUUCGUCUUGCACAAUUAGUUCAAAAUAAAUUUCAAUCACAAAUGCCACAAAUUAUGUUAUCAUUUCAACAAAUGUUCGCUAAUCCCAAUCAAACAAUUCAUUAA